UGUUUGUGUUCUGCUCCCCACGACUCCCCAGUCCCCAUCCAGACAAGGGAAGGGAAUACAGGCCUGCUCCGCCCUGCCUCCCCUCUCCUCUUCUUCUCUCCCCGCGCCCAACACCACGCCGGCCUCGAUCCAGGCUGCCGCAGCCCGCAGGUGUCCUGGACGCCGCCCUUCCCGUCCGCCGGCGGUUGAUUCCUUCUCUCCUUCCUCAGGUACGUUCGAUUCGGAUGAGCCCCGGCCCCUUCUUUGGAUGCGCUGUGCAUUUCUUUGUUGCGAGCUUUCAAAUCCCCCGCCUACAAUAUCCCCGAAAGAAAAAAAAUGUUUCUGUUUCGUCUGAAACAAUAACAGUUGCAGAGAUCGAGCGGCAGAUGUAUAUUUCAUCGGAAAAACUUGAGAACGCCGCUGAGCUGCUCGGCACGGCGCCUUCCCGUGUGCAGGUUCCUGGCCUGAUCACAAAGCAGGCGGCGACGGCGCGGAUGGAGCUCCCGGUGGCGGAGCCCGGCACGGAGCGAGGCGAGGGCCCGCUGAUCCAGUGCCCGUACUGCGACUCGGAGGCGAUGCACAAGCUAGCGCAGAUCCUGCUACCGGGGCUCGCCGCCGUGUGCGUGGACGGCACGACGGGGGACCCGUUCCACAGCCCGUCGGUGGUGGCCGUGGACCUGCGCAGGGAGAUGGUGGACUACAUCACGCAGCGGAGCGAGAGCUUCAUCGCGGACGCGCUGAUCGAGUCGGAGGCCAAUCAGGAGGGGCCCGACGCGGCGGUCCCCGACGACCCGUUCGAGGCCGUGUCCGUGUUCAUGGACGACUUCGGCAGCACGAAGCGCAACAUCAUCGGCCACGUCUCCGGGUGGCUGCUGAGCGACAGCCGCGACGACAAGAUCGACGACUUGGUGCAGGAGAUGGAGGCGACCCGGUUCUGGCCGCUGGAGCGGCGGGAGGCCGUCGCCGAGACGCUGCUCAAGAACGUGGACCUCAGGACCCGGUUCCACUGCCCCGAGAAGUACGAGAGCGAGGCGCGCCUGGCGGACCACAAGCAGCAGUGCAGCUUCCGCCCCGUCGCCUGCCCCAACGACGGAUGCCGCGCCAGGGUCUCCGUCCGCUGCGCGCGGGACCACGACGCCGCCUGCCCGUACAAGCCGCUCCAGUGCGAGCAGGGCUGCGAGAAGCGGCUGCUCAGGCGCGACAUGGACAGGCACUGCGUCACCGUCUGCCCCAUGAGGCCCAUGAAGUGCCCCUUCGGAUGCGACUCCUCCUUCCCCGACCGUGACCUCGAGAAGCACUGCGCCCAGUUCCUUCGGCCGCAUUUGAUCAAGGUGCUCAAGGCGAUUCAUAAGAAGGCGCGUUCGGAAGAUGAGCUCAAGGACCUCGCUCUGAAGCUGGAAAAGUACGAUGGAGAUGGUAAACUGGCUAAAGCUCUGGAUGCAAGGCCUCUCACUAACGCUGUCAAGGACCUCGAGGCCAAGAUGAAAGCUGAACACUCGAGUCGAAGGGCUGUUUUACACUGACAGACUUUACAGAAUGGAUAAUGCCAUUGUUUAGUAUGAAGGGAUGACGCAGCUUGUAUACAGAGAAGAAUAUAAGUUUUGUUUUCGUUUUUUUUUUGCUUCACUUUCUCCUCCCUCACGAUCAAAUCAACUGUCAGUAUGAAUAUUCCACUAUUGCUCUGUACGAGUAUAUUGUUUGUUUUAGCGUAUG
Molecule: messenger RNA, 1692 nt
Organism: Zea mays
Lineage: Eukaryota; Viridiplantae; Streptophyta; Magnoliopsida; Poales; Poaceae
Product: prenyltransferase/ zinc ion binding protein
Exons: 2
Coding region: 225-1502 (425 amino acids)
Molecular function (GO): zinc ion binding
Source: RefSeq, marked provisional